Molecule: messenger RNA, 3829 nt
Organism: Acipenser ruthenus (sterlet)
Lineage: Eukaryota; Metazoa; Chordata; Actinopteri; Acipenseriformes; Acipenseridae
Product: protein APCDD1-like
Exons: 4
Coding region: 586-2103 (505 amino acids)
Biological process (GO): negative regulation of Wnt signaling pathway
Cellular component (GO): plasma membrane
Molecular function (GO): Wnt-protein binding
Source: RefSeq, a predicted model, not a curated record
GAGUGAAUUCUGGAAGGGGCUGAGCAGUCUCCUCCUACUCCUCUCCCACUUCAAACAUUUAACUGAGGAGUAGCUCUGGUGCAGGGGCACAGUGAGAGAGGCAGGCAGAGCAGAGCAGAGCAGAGAGAGAGAGAGAGAGAGACAGAGACAGAGAGAGAGAGACAGAGACAGAGAGAGAGAGACAGAGAGAGAGAGAGAGAGAGAGAGAGAGACAGAGAGACAGGGACAAUAUCCUGGACCAUUGCUUUUUUACUUUUCCUUCACCCUCGAAUCUGUGGAUAUCCUACCAGAAGACUUGGCUCUUGUGCUGCAUUUCAGUUAAAAAGUUUGGGGAAUUAAGACAUCUCAGAGAGUCGUUGUGAAGACUUGCUAUGGGUUACAACUCCAGAAGGGGCACCAGCUGAAGACAGAGAGAGAGACAGAGAGAGAUAGACUUGUUUCUGGAGUGUGCAAGAGAGACACAGAGACAGAGAGAGGUAGAGAGAGACAGAGAGAGAUAGACUUGUUUCUGGAGUGUGCAAGAGAGACACAGAGAGAGUCAGUCUCGUUCUUGGAGUGUACAAUUGUUUUCAGACGGCUGUUGACAUGAUGCUUGCUCAUCUCGCGCACCUGGUCCAGAUUCUGUCGGUGGCAUGGGCUCUGGAGGUGCUGCCGAUCUCUGGAAGCAAGCUGUGGGACGUCCCGUCAGCUCCGCACCCCCAGGUGAACACAACGGUCAAGCUGCAGUGGGAGCCGCAGUGCCAGUUCCAAUUGCGCCACUUGCAGGACGGGGCGAGGAUCACAGCCCUCGUACCACCUCAGCUGGAGGGCAACUGGGUGUCCACAGGGUGUGAGGUGCGCCCUGGUCCGGAGUUUCUUACGCGGUUCUACACCUUCUACUCCAACCGGCUCUUCAAAGCCCUGCAGUUCUACUACUGGGAUGGGGGCUGCCGGGAGCCCGCCUACUCACUGACCAUCAAGGGGAAGCUACGACUGCGCCAGGCAUCCUGGAUCACCCGAGGAGCCACCGAGACCGACCACCACGUCAACAAAGUGGGCAUCGUCUUCCACAGCCAGGCAGCCAUGCAGGAGCUCACGGGCCGGAUCAACCUCACCUGUCCGGGGUUCCCGUCGCGGGGGGGCCGCUGGGCGCCAGGGAGGGUUUACGAGCUGUACAACUCCAAGAGCGGCCGUGACUGCAGGGCAGGCUUGGGCUUCUCCAUGCUGGAGCUGGGGCUGCUCAGGGUGGAGAAGCAGCAGCACCCACAGCGCCGCCUGGUGGAAGAGCUGUUCCUGGGCGACGUGCACACCGACUGGGCGCAGAGAAUGAACUACAGGCCCACCGGGUACCAGCGCCCGCUGCAGAGUGCCAUGCACCACAUACACCCGUGUCCGGCGUGCGGAAUCAUCUACCGCUCCAACGAGCACCAGCCCCCCAUCCUGCCCCGCCAGCCGGACCUGCCCCUGGAGCUCCAGGGCAAGUGGGUGAGCCGGGAGUGCGAGGUGCGACCCGCGGUCCUCUUCCUCACCCGUUACUUCAUCUUCCAAGAGCGCAGCCGAUCCUGGGAGGGCUACUAUCACCACUACUCCGACCCCGCGUGCCGGCAGCCCACCUUCACCGUGCACGCCUCGGGGCGCUACGUGAGGGGCCCCCGCUCCGCAGCGGUCCCCGGCGGCACCGACUUCGUGUUCAAGGUGACUCAUGCCAAGGUGACGGCUCUGGACAGGGCCUCGGUGCUGAUGCUCAACACUUCCGAGGAGGGCACCUGCGGAGAGGCGGGCUCCUGGACGCUCGGGGAGGAGCAGGACAUCACCGGCACUCAGGGCUGCGCCUCGCUGGGCAUCACGCUCCCCCACAAUGAGUACGAGCUCUUCAAAACACAGCUAGACCACAAGCAGCGCCCCCUACUGUUCAUCGGCGAGAGGCCCACCGACGGCUCCAGCCCCGACCGGCCUGAGAAGAGGCCCACCUCCUACCAGGCCCCGCUGGUCCAGUGCGCAGGGACGGUGGAGACGGCUGCCAGGCACGGCCAGCGCAGCCAGCCGGGCAGAGCCAGCGUGCUCACAGCGACUCCCUGGGCAACCCUGCUGGGGGUCAGCUUGUACCUGCUCGCUGUGCUCUGAGUGGGGACUACAGAGCGGGGAUGGAUUCUGUGCAAACUGGAUGCAUACGCAAACAUGUAGAUAUUUAUAUAUAUAUUGUUAUACCUUGUAUUUAAGAACUGUUUUUUUUUAUAUAUUAAGGUGCUAUUGCCUUUUGCCUUUUGAGAAAUUAUAUAAUAAAGUCAUUAAUCAGAUAUUCAGGCUAAUAAUAAUAAUAAUAAUAAUAAUAAUGGAACAGCCUAUUUUAAUGUAAGGUCCAUCGAAUACAUGGUACACCUCAGUUCUGCCAAGUUAAUAGAACUACUGGUACUUAAACCACUAAGCAUCCCAAGUUAUAAGAGGUAUACAACUGUUACUGUUUCUGCCUCCUGCUGGUAGAAGCAGGAGUUGCUCCAGUUUCUCCCACAAUUAAAUUCCUGCGCAUGUCCCUCCCUAUCACAUCCUGAGACACUCGCUACGGGGGUGCGUGGGGGAAUCGAAACUCCCACCAGCAUCAGAAAGCUGCUGCAACCCUGAACCACAAAACAAAACCUCGUGCCGAAACGCUGCUCCUUUCAGAGAUAAAGAAAGCUACAACAGUCUUUGAUAUCUGGCUCAGUAUCUGACAUGUUCUCCAUUUCCCUAGUAACAGCUGUUAAAAGCAAAUAGUUCAAGGUUAGGGUCGGGGCAAGGAUUAGUUUAAUACAAACAAAAUAAUACAACGCUGCUUGGCAAAACCCAGCAGCGACUGCAGUAAUGGUAAUCGCUGGAGCUACAGAGCUGUCGCUUUGAUUUAGACUGGAAGAGCUGAAAGGAAGCAGAUUCCAGAGAAGAUGAAACGAAAGAAUAAGAAGAGCUUCACAAUGUGUGAGAUUCCAGAGCUGGUGUGCUUUCUCCUUCUCAACCUUGAUCUCAGGCUUCGGACCUGGAUUCCAGAGCUGGUGUGCUUUCUCCUUCUCAACCUUGAUCUCAGGCUUCGGACCUGGAUUCCAGAGCUGGUGUGCGUUCUCCUUCUCAACUUUGAUCUCAGGCUUCGGACCUGGAUUCCAGAGCUGGUGUGCUUUCUCCUUCUCAACCUUGAUCUCAGGCUUCGGACCUGGAUUCCAGAGCUGGUGUGCUUUCUCCUUCUCAACCUUGAUCUCAGGCUUCGGACCUGGAUUCCAGAGCUGGUGUGCUUUCUCCUUCUCAACCUUGAUCUCAGGCUUCGGACCUGGAUUCCAGAGCUGGUGUGCUUUCUCCUUCUCAACCUUGAUCUCAGGCUUCGGACCUGGAUUCCAGAGCUGGUGUGCUUUCUCCUUCUCAACCUUGAUCUCAGGUUUCGGACCUGGAUUCCAGAGCUGGUGUGCUUUCUCCUUCUCAACCUUGAUCUCAGGCUUUGGACCUGGAUUCCAGAGCUGGUGUGCUUUCUCCUUCUCAACUUUGAUCUCAGUCUUCCGAUGCGCCAAGGCUCUCCUUAAUUCAAAAUGUAACAGGAAAUAAUGUAUGGGUUCCGGUAGACUUUUGCGAUAUCAUUUUGUAGUUUCUUUGAUUACACAAUGUUAAAUAACAGAUCUAAUCAAAGCAACUCUAUGAAGUAAAGUCUGUUAAUUCUACAGGGUGAGGCAGAGCUGUACACAAACCUGUUCAUAUCUAAAGUAUUUAAUAUGUAGAGGGCUUGCCAUGUUUUUGUCUCAUUUUAAUGCUCAUGUUAUUGCUGCUUUGUAGGUCCUCUGCAUUUUCAAUUAUAUCAUUUUAUAUAAAAUACAUUAAAACAUGUUUUCCACUAUAA